Ceutorhynchus assimilis (cabbage seed weevil) is the source of this 1927-nucleotide messenger RNA. The record is from the annotation of a GenBank genome assembly. NCBI's taxonomy places the organism in Eukaryota, Metazoa, Arthropoda, Insecta, Coleoptera, Curculionidae.
AUUAUGGCGUAUUCACACAUCUGCGACAAAUUCCAUGCAAAAGGCAAAAGUGCAAAAAAAAACCCCUCCUGCAACACAAACUAGACAGAGUUCAAAGUCCAGAGUCCACCGGUGCAGGGUCCAUUUAUUUAUCAUUUUAAUUUAAUUUCUCUUAAUUCUAUCCAGUAACUUCUUAGUUAAAUUCAAAAUUUGCUUGUUCAUCAACCAUGGCCUACUUACCCAGAAACUUGGCGAAAGGCUCCCUAGCCGUCGCGAAAAACUUACAACUGAACGCGGUAAGAAGCUUCUCGGUAGGUAGUCAACUGAGGGAGAAAAAAACUUUAAAGCCUGUGGGACAGAAUAUCGUGCUGGUAGAUGGGGUGCGGACCCCCUUCCUUCUAUCCGGGACGGAUUAUUCCAAGUUGAUGCCUCACGAGCUUGCAAAAGUGGCUCUGAGAGGCAUUUUGCAAAAAACUGGGUUGCCCAAAGAUAUGAUCGAUUAUGUUAUCUAUGGAAGUGUUAUACAAGAGGUGAAAACAUCAAACAUAGCCAGAGAAGCAGCCCUGUGUGCAGGUUACAGCGAUAAAACUCCUGCCCACACAGUAACAAUGGCAUGCAUUUCUUCUAAUGUAGCUAUGUCCACAGCUGUAGGCCUCAUCAAUAGUGGAGUAUAUGAAAUGAUUGUUGCAGGAGGAGUUGAGUCCAUGUCUGACGUACCAAUCAGACAUAGCAGGAAAAUGAGAAGUUUAAUGCUAAAAGCCAACAAGGCCAAAAGUAUACAGCAGAAAUUGGCUUUAUUGGCAACCAUAAGGCCAGACUUCUUUGUUCCUGAACUUCCAGCCAUAGCAGAAUUCUCUUCGGGCGAAACUAUGGGACACUCUGCCGAUAGAUUGGCAGCAGCUUUUGGUGCCUCUCGUAAAGAACAAGACGAAUUUGCUCUAAGAUCGCAUACUUUAGCGCAACACGCUCAAGACAAGGGCUAUUUCACCGAUUUAAUUCCCAUUCAAGUGCCUGGAAGCGACAAAGAAAUCACAAAAGACAAUGGUAUCAGGGUUGGCACUCCUGAACAAUUAGCCAAAUUGAAACCGGCAUUUAUCAAGCCUCACGGUACUGUCACAGCUGCAAAUGCUUCGUUUUUGACUGAUGGUGCCAGUGCCUGUAUUAUUACUACUGAAACUAAAGCUAAAGAGUUGGGGCUUAAACCCAAAGCAUACUUGAGGCAAUUUACAUAUGUUUCACAAGAUCCAAUUGACCAGCUGUUGCUUGGACCUGCUUACGUCAGCCCAAUUCUCUUAGACAAAGCUGGUCUAACAAUACAAGAUGUUGACGUUUUUGAAUUCCAUGAAGCUUUUGCAGGUCAAAUUCUUGCAAAUUUCAAAGCAAUGGACAGUGAAUGGUUCGCGCAACGUUACAUGAAACGCAAAGCUAAAGUGGGUGCUCCACCACUAAACAAAUUCAACCUUUGGGGUGGUUCUUUAUCGAUUGGACAUCCUUUCGCCGCUACCGGAGUGCGGUUAGCUAUGCAUACGGCCAACAGACUUGUAAGGGAAGAUGGUCAAAUUGGAUUGGUGGCUGCUUGCGCAGCAGGAGGACAGGGUGUCGGCAUGUUAAUUGAAAGACAUCCAGAUGCCAUGCCUAAUUGAAAUUCUUAAGACUAAAAAAUUGUUAACAACUAAGUUUAAGUUAUAAUUUUUUUUUUUGAGCUAAUUUAAGUCUUUAUAUACAUGAUUUUUAUACAUUUUAGUUUUUGUCUCGUAGGUUGAGGAUUGUGUAUUCUUGUUUGUAAGUAGCAAAUAUUUUCAAAUUAUUUUAAUUCCCUUUAUAUAUUUUUGAAAUAUUUAUUGUAUACAUGGAGUUCUAUUGAGAUUUGUUAACAGUUGUUUUUUUUAUUUAAUUAUUGCCAUUAAUGUAUACAAGAAAUCAAAUAUACCUCAUAUUUAUCUAUAAU